AACUCGUCUUGGUAUUCUAAAUAAAGAAAUCUGUGCGUCUUGAAAAUAAAUUAGGAACACACAUAUUUUAGAUUUCUUUUUCUUUCUCUUCAGCAUAUGAAAGAGAAGAGAAUCUCUUUUUCUUCUUUUACACGAUUGAGAUGGAUCCUCAGAAGUUGUCACCCUCGCUUCAACAAGAUAAUACCAGAUCCAUUUCGCACAAGCGUACAGCCUCUUCCUCGUCUCAUCUUAUACCACCUGUAACAACACACAGAAAACAAUCCAUAGACGAUGAUGAGCUCAAUAAAAAUAUCAGCUUAGAGUAUCAAGACAUUCAAAUCCGCACUUUAACAAAAUGGAUUAAUGUCCAAUUAAACCAAGUAGGAGACCAAAUCAUUAGCAUCGAUAAAGACCUCAGAGAUGGUAAAAAACUGCUUAAAUUAUUAUCUGUGGUAGCCAAUCGUCCACAGUUGAAACCAGAGAGGGGAAAUAUGCGAAUUCACGCACUCUCAAAUGUAUCGCAAGCAUUGAAGUUUUUGCAAGAACAAUGGGGUGCCGAUAGUUUACCUGCAAUUGGUAGUGAAGCUAUUGUGAAUGGUGAUGUCAAGAGCACACUGGCUCUUGCUUUUUUUAUCAUGUUAAAGUAUCAGAUCCAUCCUAUUCUAUUGAACGAUCAUACUCUUUUAUCUGAUCAACAAAUGCCUCCUCCAUCUCCUUUACCUACUCUAAGCGCGUCUAGAUUAAGUGGUGCAAAACCAUUAGCAGAAGCAAAAUCAGCUCUCCUUUAUUGGGUUCGCUCUCAAUUAGAAGACUAUGUAGCAAACCAUGUUAUCUCUACUGUACAGGAUUUUUCAAGAUCAUGGCGUUCUGGUCUAGCCUUUUGUUUACUUAUCCAUCGACAUGAUCCAGAUUUACUACCUACACUAUUUACAGAACACAUACAGCAUGUAGCCAACAAAGAUACUUGGCACACACUUUUAAACUUAGCCUUUGAUGUUGCUGAACAGCGUUUGAAUGUACCAAAAUAUUUAGAAUCUGCUGACCUCUUGAUUGAAUUCCCUCACGAACCUUCAGUCAUGAUGUACGUUAGCGAAAUGUAUAAAGUCAUGUCCAGAAUACAAGAGACAUUUGAAAAUAGACAAAAAAGGCUGCAUGAUAUAUCCCUUGUCAUCGCCACUAUUGAGGAUGAACAAGACACAAAAUCGCCUGCCACACCUCAGCCAGAACCAUUCUUGGAUGAGCAGGAAAUAAACCAGCAACUAGACGGACUGGCUUCUUUUAUCAACAGCGAUCCUGUUAUUAAACAAGUAGAAGAUAUGAAGCCAUUCAUGAACCAACUUGAUAAUAUGAUGCAUCACUGUGAUCCAGAACAACAAAAACAGCUCAUUUCUCGGUACAAUCAACUAAGAGCAGACUGGGAGCGAUUAUCUCAACAGAUAGAAACACCAGAGCAUGUAUCUACUUAUAUCAACGAGUCAAAUCCUUCUCUGUUACAUUUAAGAGAGAUGAUACCUAAAAAUGAACAGCAAGAACCGUUGCAUCCGCUGGACGGAACGAUCGCUAUGGCUGAUGAAUUUGAGCGGUCUCUAUCUCAUAUUACCACACUGAUCAACUUAGAGAAAGAACAGGAUCCUUAUGUAUUGACUAUCUUUCAAGCAACGACACAAGCUUGUCAAUUGUUCCGUCGUGGUGUUACUUUUGCCCAAAUCACUCUAGCUAUCGAUGAUGAAUUGGACGUGAUCCAGAAGCUAAUGGCUGAUAGAGAAUCAAGCACUGUCACAGAUGAACUGAUCCAAAGCCUUGAACAACGUAUCCAUCUCGUGAGUGCUACCAUUCAAGGCGUACGUGAUGAGUAUGGACAUGAUCUUUUGGUAGAGUCUACUCAAGAGUUUUAUACACGCUUCACCGAUUGCAUUGACCAUUUGGAAGAUCGUUAUGAAACUGUACGUGACUGGGUAGACCAAGUGCGUGUGUGGUUUGUGGAAGCUGAACGUAUCCGAGCCUGGAUUGAUCGCCACAUCCAAAACAUUGAAGAGAGAAAUGCUGCUUCUGAAGAGAUCAAUCCUGUGUCUCCCGAGGUUUCUGUACUCGAUAAGACAGUAUUUCAGUUACACGAUGAGCAUGAGCGACUCAAGCAAGAAAUCGAACAUUUUGAUUCGGAUGAUAUGGAUCGAUUAAGAGCACACGUCAAAAUGUUGACUCAUUCUUCAGAGUUGGAAAAAGAACUUACACCCGCCGAUACGUCUACUAUCGAGAUUACGCUGACAACACUGAACCGACUCAGCCAUUUGACAAAGCUAUUGGAUAAUCGAUCCCAUUGGAUUCAAAUGUUACUGCUACGUGUCAAAUGGGAGAAUGCAUUCAGUAAUGCUGUUCAAUGGAUUGCACAGACAGAUAGCGAAUUGGACGUAUUUAUACAAACUAAAGCAAGAUGGUCUGAAAAAGAAGAAGCCAACUAUGUUCAACAUUCAAAUGAUGAAGAGGAUCAUGUUAAUAACCAUGGUAUUGAAGACAUCAUCAAGGCACUUGUUGGUCUUGAGCGCAAAAUUGCUGAUUUUGAUCAUGGUCUUUAUGCUCAGGUCUUGGAUGCUUAUCAAGAAAUUGAAGCCUUAAAAAACGAGCCUUUGCCUGAUUAUUUGGAAGCACGUCAGCUAGGUUUUGAAAGAGCCUUUGAAGACUUGAUGAAGCGGUCUGGUUUUGGUCGUAAACUGGUGGAGCAGCUUUUGUCCAUGGUCAGCACAGUCGACAGGUUCAAGGUGUUACGCGAUAUUGGUGAACAGCUUCGACAGCAAUUAUUACAGGAAGCCUCAUCAUCACAUCAAGCAUUAGAAGAGGAAGACAUGUAUGCUGAGAAAGUACAAGAAUUCAAGGAAGACUCUGCUCGACUGAUAACCAAUGCCAGUACAUGUAUUCCUUAUCCUGUUGCGCCUGAGAUGUCCACUGCCAUUGGUGCUCAUGAUGCUCAUGAUAGCGAUGUGACAAAUGAAAGUAUCCGUAGUACAAUCAGUGGUUACAGUAUGUCUCUUGCUUUGAUUGCAGAUGGCUUAGAUCAAUUACUCAUGUCUCGGUAUCAAGUCAUGUCUCUUCAACAAAGAGCAAGUGAAGCAUUCGAAUCUAUGGCUCGCUUCAAACUAUGGAUGGACGAGCGUAUAAAGCUACUGAAGAAGUCUCGUUUUGAUAUGUUGCUUUAUAACGCUUCCAUGUCCUCUUCUUCGUCUCAAACAUCAACCUCUUCUUUCUCUGAUAAUUCGGAAUCUCACCUAAACCAAAGACAAGGUGCUGCCUCUCCUCAUACUUCUUCUAGUGGAAAUACAUCAGUACCUGUGGAUGAUGAAGAUUUUCUGCGCUUUGAAAAAGAAAGAGAUAGUAUUGCUUCUCGUCUGCAUCAAUUAGAACAUGAUGAUUUGACCCGAUUAUUUGACUCUGUGCGUGCUCUUGAAUAUGAUAUCGAUGCGUCUAAUGCUGUAUCUAUUGAUCGAAGUGCUUUGAUCAAUGGCGUGGAAAGUUUACAAGAAAGUUAUCAACGGUUGUCUGAUUUGGUCAAUUUGCGAGGUGUACAACUAGACGCUCUUAAACGACGCAUGGACUGGGAAAACCAAUGGUCUAAAUCAAACAGUCAUUUACAAACCAUUGCUCGUAAGCUGUGCGACUUCAAUGUCAAAAAGGCUAGAUACGACCCAUCUAAAGAAAACGUAGACAAGCCUUCUUAUAGUGGUGACCAUGAAACCAUGCAGUCUCUCCAGUUUCUUCAAGAACGAGUGGCAGAAUUAGGCGAACGUCAUUUGAGUUCCUUGGACGAGUGUUUCCAAGAAUUAGUGACAAGCUAUGGCAAGCUUCCUACCGAUUCUAUGAAUGGUAAUCUGACAGUGAUUGUGGGUGUACCUGAUUUUAUCUCAAGUAAACAAUCAGAUCUCAAGAUAAAAUAUGAUGAUUUAAGACUGUUGGCUUCUUAUACUUCUGACCUUGUUGCCCAGAGAUCAACCAUUACUGAAUUCUUGAUGCGUGCUCAAGAUGCUCAUCAUGAAGGCGAAAAAAUCAAAGAUGCGGUCUCCAAAAAGACACGCCGUAUCAUGGUCAAGGAAGAAGAAGACACGAGCCUCGAUAAUCGCUUUAUUCAAUUCAAAGAAGAUAUUCGACGUAUUUGGGAAGAAUGUGGUAAAGAUAUGCCAUAUCCUGUUUACAAUGGUAACUGGCUAAAGUCUUCCCCUACACAACACCACAGCCACCAUGCCCAACUCAAUACAGACCUUGGCAAUAACUCUGCUUAUCGAUCUCAAGUAAGAGCUCAAGUGAAAGAAUUGCUGGAUAAAAAAAUGGACGAUUUAUAUGCACUUGAAAAAACCAUUGACCAAUCCUUGACAUCUUACCAUGAUGCUGAUCGCAUGAAAGCACUCGUCAAUCAAUAUGAACAAGAGGCUUGUGAAUUGGGACAAUGGAUCCAUCAGCAAAUUGAGCUUUUGAAGCGCCAACAUAUUGAUGUGUCCGCUGAAAGCUUUUUGGCUCGUGGUAUGAAUAUCUCUGAUCUGAAGAAAUCUCGCCUUGAUAUGAUAAUGCAGGCUGAUACAUUUGAAAACGAUAAGGUCAAGUCACUUCAUGAUCGUAUUGCUCAGUUAGUCCAAGACUCUAUGGAAAAGAAGAAGCAUCAAUCUGUUGAUGUGUCUGCUGCUGCUAGACAAUUGGGUGAAGUGAUGGACCACUUGUCGCAAUUAAAGCGUGGACUUUCUGACCAGGCAGUUACAUUAGAAGCAGCCAGUAUGCGUGCUGAAUGGGAAAAAAACCUGCAAAUGGGAAUUGCUAAAUUGGAGAAAAUGAAUGAACAGCUUCGUAAAUUCAAUGCAAAAAAGAAUGAAUGGGUUUUAGAAGAUGAACUCUAUGAAGAACGCGUCAUGAUACUUCAACAAGAUUUAGCUAAGCUUGUUGCUCAAAAAAACAAAUUUCAAAAGACAAUCAUGCCUAGUAUUCAGUUAAGUUAUGAUACCUUUGUGGAAUACUUUCCUCAACUAUCAAGACCAAUGGCCACUCCUGAUCAUUUGGAGGCUCGUAUGGAAUCUCUUGGUAGAACAGCAGCUAGAUUUCAAGAGAGUGUAGAGGCUCGGUCAAAAGAACUCGAUUUGAUCAAGCAACGUAUGCGUUGGGAAGAUAUUGUGAGACAAGCAUUGAAUUUCCUUGCCAAUAAGGAAUCGGCAAUUGAAGCCUUUGUAGACGAAAGAGCCAGGUGGCAGAACGAUGCUGAUGGUCAUGAUGAUGAUCAAGAAGUAGUGCUUCGUACUGAAUGGUCAAACAUUUACAAUGCUAUCAAGGAGCAUGAAAAAGAUGUAAUCGUUUCUGUUGAAAAGCGCUUCGAGAACUUGGUUGCUGAUACUACAGACUACUAUAAUGAUACUAGUGUUACUCUACUUCCCAAUGCUGCAAUGAAAAAGAUGCAAGACUUGAAGUUGGCGCAAGAACGAGCAGAUUACUUCUUGACUUUCUCUAAUGAAGUUGUUGCUCAGCGCUGUUUGGUCUCUGCUUUCAUCUUGAGAACGGCUCAAUUAGAGCAGUCUGCAGAACUCAUUCGUGAAGAAUUUAUUGCUACUAAGGUGGGAGGUGCCAAUGCUCAGAUUGUAAAUUUGUUUGAAAGCCAUGCAGAACGUUUAGAGAAAUUCAAGGCUGGUAUUGAUGAUGUUCGUCUUCAUUUAGCUACCUCUAUUCCUUUCCCUGUACGCUCUUUAGACAAUAUUUCCACCCAGGCAAAGAUCAAGGACGAAACAACCAAUACUGUGAUUCAUGAAGCAAUUGAUAUCCGUAAUGCUCGUUUGGAUGAAUUGUGGUCUAGUCUACAACAAAUCCUGGAAUCUAAAGAACGUGUCUCUCGUCGCCGUUUGUCUUUGCAUGCUUAUAAAAAACAAGUGAUUGUUGUUGAAGAAUGGAUUCGUUCUCAUUUAGAGGUACUUCAGUCAAGCCAUGUCUCUCAAGAUAGUGUUGAUAUGGAAAAACUCAAGGAAGCUGUUAGUCAAGCAGAUAGUGUUGAAAAAGCCAUGAAAUCAAACGAAACUGUUAUGUCAUCUCUGAUUUCUGCUUUUGAAAAAUGUAUUUCUGCCUUCGAAGACAAGUCCUUGGAUGCUGAAGAGUUGCAAGAAGGUGAAGAUUAUUCUGAUUUGUCUGAAGAAAUCACCGCUUUUGUAAAGCCUAAUCAAGACCGCCUUGUUCAAGAUUGGGCCAGUUUACUGACACAUGCUACAGAUGCCAACAGGAACAGAGCUACUCUCUUGAUGAAACUAAAGAUUGAAGCCUGGCUCAAUGCUUUAGAUGACUUGACAACUCGUAUCCAUGCAGAAACCAUUGCCAAUGACGAUCAAUUAACGUUAUGGUCUGAUGAAAUCAAUCAGCUCGAAAAUAAGGAAUAUCAAAACUUGACACUAGACAUGGCCAACAAUACAUUUGAAGAGCAAGACGAGCUUUUGAAUACUGGAAAAGCCAAGAUUGAAUUGAUUCGCACAAAGCUUUAUGAACUUCAAAAUGAAUUGCACUUAUCUCAAUUGAUCCACAAAUACAUGACUGAUAUUUCUCGUUUGCAAGAUAUGAUUCAGGCACAAAUUGAAAGUUUGGAGCGUGUGCAUGAAGAGCAUCUAAUUGUUGCAGAUGAAGCUACGCCUGAGCACCGAGAAACUCAACAUCAAACUCUUGUUUCAAAAUACAAGCAUGCAGCAGAUGCCAUCACCGAUUUGAAGGAUACUUUGAACGAGGUUUCUGGUCAGCAUGAAGCCAUUAUCAGUAAAAGUGAGAAUUACCAAGACGAGAAGCAUAUGCAAAUCACUGAUGCUUGGAACCAACUUGUUAGCAAAGAAUCCGCUAUCUCUGCUUUAAUUGCUCGCUCUUCAAAAUGGGCUGAAAAUUAUAACACACUUGCUUUUGUACAAAAAAGGCUUGAAUCUGUGCAAUCUGAACUCGCUCACAACUCUCCUCAAGUACAUGAUAAAAUCAGUCAAGAACUUGCCAGUAUUGAGUCAUUGUUUAGUGCUGAAUUAGACACUUUGUCUGACGAUUUGCUUGAUGAUUUUAUUAACUUGGGUCGUUUCAAUGCAAGGAAGUCUAUCUGUAUCAAUUUUCUAAAGCAACUCGGUGAUUUACUGAAGCAUCAAAUGACAGAAGAAGAAAAGACUCAAUUGAUAACAGCCAUCAAACAUGUUGUAGAUCGCUUGCUUGAAGAAUGUCAACGUCAAUUAGACAUUGCGAAUAAGCACAUUGAAGGCUGUAACUUGGUUGAUGAAAACGAAGCUCAUCUUCAAACUAUUGUGAAUGCCUGUUCUCAACUUGUUGAUACGAAUGAAUCAGUUUACAGCGCCAGUCAAAACAAACUAGAUUCUGUUCGUGCUGAAAAGGGAGAGAAACUCAAGGCUGAACUUGGUUGUGCAAAAGAUAAAGUAAACCAAUUGUUUGUUCCCAUCAUAUCUGUUUUGGAUAAGCUACAUUAUACUACUCAAUCCGAGAAAGAAUAUUUGUCUAUUAUCAGACUGGUGUCUCAAUACGUUCACAACAAAAACUCUCUAUUGAACUCAAUUGAUUCAAAUAUAGACAAGCUUAAUGCUGCUAGAGAUACUGAAGAAGUUGUGUUGGAACUUGAACAUCAAUCGACUUUGCUAGAUGAAAAUGCUCAAGAUAUUUAUAAGCUGAGUGAUUUAACUAGACAUCACAAAUUGGAUCAUUUAAUUCAGUCUGAAGUUCGAAUGAAGCAUGUACCUAUUGUAAUUGAUCAAGGCGACAAAAUGAUCGAGGAACGAUUAUGCAACUUGAAACAGUUAUUGCAAGCAGCUAGAGAAAAUAUCGACAAUACCAACAAGCGUCAACAAGUGAUUACUAAAUUGCACGAUGCUAUUCAAUUUGUUGCUGAUAUGACGGAUAGAAUUCAAUCUUUCCAAUUGACAGGUAAAGGCGUUAUUUCUGAGGAACGUGAAUUGGAGGAACUUUGUAAAGACUAUCAUGAAAUCAUUGAAAAGAAAAAGAAACCCAUUGAUUCUUUGGCUGGUACUUAUGUUGAAGAUAAAGAGAUCGAGCAGCUUCGUAACAGUUUGUCAACUGUUAUGCAUGAACUGGAUAAUUUGAUCGAUGCCAAGCAGAAAGAGGCUUCUGAUGAAGGUGAUCUGUCUGAUUUCUUGGAAAUGAUGGCCCAAGUAAGCCAACAUAUUACCUCUCUUCAAACCGCUAUUGAAAACGCUUCCCCUCAUCACUCUGGUAUCGUCAACAACAAGUUUGUCAAGGCAGAUCUUCAAGCAUUACUCAAAACUCUCGUCACUGAAUUCAAGCAACAUCAACAAACUGUUGGCAAAAUCUUCGAAAAAGCCCGUGCAGAAUCUAAAAAGCAGUAUUCUGAUAAUGAACGUGUCUCCAGCAAGUUGCAAAAGAGUAUUAAGCGAUGGAAUCAAGUACAAGCUGCUGCCGCUGCCCGUGAGAGGGAAUUACAAACUUGUAUCAGCCAAUUAGACCAUGAGUUCUUCACCAAGCUUGCUAUCGCAAAGACAGCACCUCGUACAGUCCGCAAGGCUCUCCAACCAACAUUACCACCUACUCCACCUAAGAAACAAGUGUCUCCUAGUGCUACCAACAGUAGAAAUCACAGCUAUACCAUCAAUGGUUAUAAAAAAACUUCAAAGACACCUGUUUCAGCUUCAUCUUCUGCAAGUAGAGUACGUGCUGCCUAUAUCCCUGACCCAGAAAAUGAACUCGAUAUGAAAUUGAGCCAUAUUGUCAAUGCUGCUCCUUAUCGCAUUACUAUCAAGAGUGUUCCUGAUCAAGUUGGAAAAUAUUGGUUUGGUGAUAUCAAUCCUAGACUUGUUUACUGCCGUAUUUUGCCAAGCCAAUUGGUGAUGGUCCGUGUUGGUGGUGGUUGGGUUGAAUUAUCCAAAUUCUUAAGAGAUCAUGGACUUACAGAAGGAACUUAUUCUAGACAAGGUUCACCUAAUGAUAUUAGUACUACAAGCUCACAAGAAAACACUCCUUUCCAAGAAGCCUUUUUAAAUACAUUCCGAUCCUCUUCUCCUUCAGGCCGUGUCACUAUCCGCGGAGGUGGAGGCAUUGACCGAAACAGCAGUAGCUUAGCUUCCACAAGGUCCUCCAGCAAGUCUUCAGGAGGAAGUCGAUCAAGAUCACCUUUGCCAGGAUAUGUUGAUGGCAAUAACUAUAUCAGUGUUGACGAACUCGGAAACCAUAUAGUUGUAAAAAUGAAAAAAGCAGAUGACGAUGCAAAAACACCAGUUAUCAACAAAAAGAAAGCCCUUAAUGCUUAAACAUUUAUAUACCUCUCUUUAAAUACACAUGUAUUUGUCUUUUAGAAAAUUAAUAAACA
Gilbertella persicaria is the source of this 9301-nucleotide messenger RNA. RefSeq lists its product as uncharacterized. Gene Ontology annotation, biological process: actin cytoskeleton organization. NCBI's taxonomy places the organism in Eukaryota, Fungi, Mucoromycota, Mucoromycetes, Mucorales, Choanephoraceae. The record is from RefSeq and is a predicted model, not a curated record. Gene Ontology annotation, cellular component: cell projection; plasma membrane; cortical actin cytoskeleton. Gene Ontology annotation, molecular function: actin filament binding; microtubule binding. The transcript is spliced from 4 exons. Bases 141 to 9242 code for a protein of 3033 amino acids.